Molecule: messenger RNA, 909 nt
Organism: Aureobasidium musti
Lineage: Eukaryota; Fungi; Ascomycota; Dothideomycetes; Dothideales; Saccotheciaceae
Source: the annotation of a GenBank genome assembly
AUGUUCCUUCGUAGUCCAAUUCUUCGUCUUGCACAAACUCAACGUCAAUACGUUCGUGUAAUACCUGAAGCAAUCACGAAACCCAUUUCCAACAUCAUGUCUUCUGAUGCACCCGAACCCACCGGCUUGAUCGCCAACAAGGGCCUUGAGCUUUUGACUUUUGGCACUCCCAAUGGCCACAAGAUCACAAUCUUUCUUGAGGAGUUGAAGGAAGCUUAUGGCAAGGACUAUGUCUACCAGAGUGUCAACAUCAUGAAGAACACACAANAAGAGCCUUGGUUCACAAAGUUGGGACCUAAUGGCCGUAUCCCUGUUCUCAUUGACCAUGACAAGGGCGGUCUCGCGAUUCAGGAGGGUUCUGACACGGAGAACAAGUUCUCGUUCAAGGAAGACCCUCAGCUGUCGUACCAAGAGCAAUGGGUCGCUUGGCAGCACGGCGGUCUAGGACCUAUGCAAGGUCAAGCCAACCACUUCUACAGACUCGCGAAGGAAAGGAUCGCUUAUCCCACACAGCCGCAUACUGACCGCUUUUUGUGUCAUAUAGNNCGCUAUGUAGGCGAGACGGAACGUCUUUACGGAAUCUUGGACAACCAGCUCAAGGACAACUCCUACCUCGUUGGCGACAGGUAUACGAUCGCCGACAUUGCAAAUUACAGCUGGGUCAACCUAGCAUACUUCUCGGGCGUCGACCUCAGCAAGUUCCCCAACUUGGAGAAGUGGUGGAAGUCGAUCAAUGAUCGCCCGGCAGUUCAAAAGGGUCAAGCUAUCCCUGGCGUUUCACCUAUGAUCAAUGCCAACUUCCAGCAAAAGCUCAAAGACGACAAGGAGUUUGCGGACAAGAAUACCGAGUUGCAGAAGUUGAGGGAUGAGGCCAAGGAGCAGUACAACUACAAGUACUCGAGCCCUUAA